CAGGCGGGCAGCGCAGAGGCUGCGGUGGCAGUGGCCGCGGUGCUGGCCCUGCGGGGCCCCGGGGGGGAGGGGGAGCCGCGAAGCCCCCGCUGAGGCCGCCGCUGCCGGGCCUCCCCUCCCCCCCCCUCCGGGCAGGCGCCAUGCGGGGGGGCCCGGGAGAUGCGGAGCGGCGACAGCGCUGGGGUCGCCUCUUCGAGGAGCUGGAUAGUAACAAGGACGGCCGCGUGGACGUGCACGAGUUGCGCCAGGGACUGGCCAGGCUGGGCGGGGGCGACCCGAACCGCGACACCCAACAGGGCAGCUCCCCUGAGGGUGACACUGACCCACACGGUGGGCUCGAUCUGGAGGAGUUCAGCCGCUACCUGCAGGAGCGGGAACAGCGCCUGCUGCUUCUGUUCCACAGCCUGGACCGGAAUCGGGACGGUCAUAUUGAUGUGUCCGAGAUCCAGCAGAGUUUCAGAGCUCUGGGUAUUUCCAUCUCGCUGGAGCAAGCUGAGAAAAUUCUGCACAGCAUGGACCGAGACGGCACGAUGACCAUCGACUGGCAGGAAUGGCGCGACCACUUCCUGUUGCAUUCGCUGGAGAAUGUGGAGGAUGUGGUCUAUUUCUGGAAGCAUUCGACGGUCUUGGACAUUGGCGAGUGCUUGACUGUUCCUGACGAGUUUUCAGAGCAGGAGAAGCUGACUGGCAUGUGGUGGAAGCAGCUGGUGGCGGGCGCGGUGGCAGGUGCUGUGUCGCGGACGGGCACAGCCCCUCUGGACCGCCUCAAGGUCUUCAUGCAGGUCCAUGCCUCCAAGACCAACACGCUGAACAUCCUGGGGGGCCUAAAGAGCAUGAUCCGCGAGGGGGGCAUGCGCUCCCUGUGGCGUGGAAAUGGGAUUAACGUGCUUAAGAUCGCUCCCGAGUCGGCUAUCAAGUUCAUGGCCUAUGAGCAGAUCAAGAGGGCCAUUCGAGGGCAGCAGGAGUCACUGCACGUGCAAGAGCGCUUUGUGGCCGGUUCCCUGGCAGGCGCCACAGCCCAAACCAUCAUUUACCCCAUGGAGGUGCUGAAGACGCGGCUGACCCUACGCCGGACCGGCCAGUACAAGGGGCUGCUGGACUGUGCGUGGCAGAUCCUGGAGCGAGAGGGGCCCCGAGCCUUCUACCGAGGCUACCUGCCCAACGUGCUGGGUAUCAUCCCCUACGCAGGCAUCGACCUGGCCGUCUAUGAGACGCUGAAGAACCGGUGGCUCCAGCAGUACAGCCACGACUCGGCCGACCCAGGUGUUCUAGUGCUUCUGGCCUGCGGCACCAUCUCCAGCACCUGUGGCCAGAUCGCCAGUUACCCCCUGGCCCUGGUCCGGACCCGCAUGCAGGCCCAAGCCUCCAUCGAGGGCGCCCCCCAGCUCUCCAUGCUGGGUCUGCUCCGUCACAUCCUGUCCCAGGACGGCGUGUGGGGCCUCUACCGGGGUAUUGCCCCCAACUUCAUGAAGGUUAUCCCGGCUGUGAGCAUCUCCUAUGUGGUCUACGAGAACAUGAAACAGGCCCUGGGGGUCACAUCCAGGUGAGGGACCCAGAGCCUGCCCCACCCCAGAUCCCUCACCCUAAUCAUGAAACCCCCCACACCUCAGCCACUGGAGACUGAUGGCCCAGCCAAUGGAUCCCAGGGCCCCCCACACCAAAUCACAGGAUCCCUACACCUAAUCCACCGGGUCCUGCACCCCACAUCACAGCUACUGGCCGCCCCCCCCCGACACAUACACACUGGGUCCUGGACCUCCAUGUCUUAACCAUGGGCUCUCCUUCAACCCAACUAAUGGAUCCUGACAACCUAACCACAGGAGCACAUCCGCCAUAUCUCAACACCCAGACCCCAGCUCCCUCAGGCCCCAGAGCCUGCACUGGGUCCUAGAUCCCCAAGCCCACUGGCGGAUCCCAGAUCCCCAGGCUUCCAGCCCUGGAUCUCCAACCUCGGCCACUGGAUUCUGGAUAUCAAGAAGCCUCAGCCACCGGAUCCUGACAGUGCAAUGCCUAGAUCCGGGGGCCCCAGCCACUGGAUCCCAGGUCCCCUCACCCCAACUACUGGAUUCUUGAAUUCCUUUACCUUGACACUGAGUCCCGGAUCCCUCUGUUUUGACUACUGGAUUCCCUACAUUUCAACCACUACACCCUCAACCCCCAACCACCGGAUCUCGGAUUCCCAAGCCCUGAGCAGCUGGAUCCUGGCUUCUAAAUCCACAAUGUGAGAGCCCAACAGCAGAGCGAAUGGGUCCUGGCAACUGCAGCUGUUGGGCCCCAACCGCUUCACCACAGGCACUGGAUGCUGAACCCCACCUGUAGGAAGUAGACCCCAACCCUUCCAAGCACUGGAUCCCAGCCCCUUCACUCCUGGAUUCUGACCGGAAUCCUCCCGAGGCACUGGAUCCUGAAUGCUCAGGCUCUAAGUCUAGAUAGAUCCCGAUAGGCCAAUCACAGCAUCCUGGGUCCCACAGCCCCUGUCCCAGACACACGCAAGAGCCCAAGGCCCUCCCCCCUGCCCUCGAUGAUGACACAAAGCCCAUGGUCUAAGGAGUCUGUGGGGAGCCCAGGUCCUGGCCUCCCUCUUGGCACUUGUCCAAAGUCCUGACCCAUCUAAAAGCUGGCAGCGGAGGAAGAAGAGGCCCCUCCCACACCCUAGACAGAGGCUGGAUACCCCCACCCCCUGCCCAGCAUGGCUACACCUCUGACCCCCUGGGGAAACUGCUCCCCCAAAAUGCUCUGCAGUGUCUUCUUUCCCCUUCCCACCUUUGGGCUGAUGAUAACCCCCAGUCACUCUUCCUUGGGGGCCGGCAAGGGGGCACUCUGAGGCUGGGGACACAUUAAGGGGACCCCCCCAACACACCCCUAGCACUUC
Hyaena hyaena (striped hyena) is the source of this 2872-nucleotide messenger RNA. It is a transcript of the gene SLC25A23, whose product is annotated as solute carrier family 25 member 23. The record is from RefSeq and is a predicted model, not a curated record. Gene Ontology annotation, biological process: transmembrane transport. Bases 141 to 1547 code for a protein of 468 amino acids. The transcript is spliced from 10 exons. Lineage: Eukaryota; Metazoa; Chordata; Mammalia; Carnivora; Hyaenidae. Gene Ontology annotation, molecular function: calcium ion binding; ATP transmembrane transporter activity.